Apodemus sylvaticus (European woodmouse) is the source of this 950-nucleotide messenger RNA. Its product is annotated as vomeronasal type-1 receptor 4-like. Gene Ontology annotation, molecular function: pheromone receptor activity. Gene Ontology annotation, biological process: G protein-coupled receptor signaling pathway. The transcript has a single exon. The record is from RefSeq and is a predicted model, not a curated record. The coding region runs from base 39 to 950 and encodes 303 amino acids. Gene Ontology annotation, cellular component: membrane. NCBI's taxonomy places the organism in Eukaryota, Metazoa, Chordata, Mammalia, Rodentia, Muridae.
UACGUGGUCAUACCUCCAGUUGGCAUUAAAGCCUUUCAAUGUCUUUGCAGGAUGAAGCCAUGAAAACCACUGAAGAAAUAGCUCUUCAGAUCCUGUUGCUUUGUCAGGUUGGCAUAGGGACUAUAGCGAACAUCCUUCUGUUUGUCCAUAAUUUCUCUCCAUUUUUGACUGGAUGUCAGCUGAGACCCACACAAGUGAUUUUUGCUCACAUGGCUGUGUCCAACACUUUUAUUCUCCUCAUGACUGUGUUUCCAAACAAUAUGUAUGUCACUCAAAGAAAUCCUCUGAAUGACCUCAAAUGCAAACUUGAGUAUUACCUUCGCAUGGUAGCAAGAAGCACAAACUUGUGUUCCACCUGUGUCCUGAGCACCUAUCAGUUUCUUACUCUUGUUCCUGGUAAUUUUGGUGAGCUGAUGCUCAGAAGAAGUCCCAAGGCCAUAAACUAUUCCUGUUGCAGUUGUUGGUUGUUUGGUGUCUUUUAUAAUGUCUAUAUUCCUAUGAAAGUCAGUGGUCCGCAGAACAUACCAAAUGAAACUAGCAUUAAAAGUAAGUGGGUCUGUUUUACCUCUGGUUUUAGUGUAGGAAUUGUGUUCUUGCGGUUUGCCCAUGAUGCCCUAUUCAUCAGCGUCAUGAUCUGGACCAGUGUCUCCAUGGUACUUCUCCUGUACAGACACUAUCAGAGACUGCAGUACAUGUUCACUCCCCAUCAAGUCAACAAAGGCUGUGCUGAGAUCAGAGCAGCCCAUAGCAUUGUGAUGCUUGUGGUCACAUUUGUAAGCUUUUAUCUUCUACACUGUGUUUGCUUUGCUCUUCACAAUUUUUUUGUAGACUCUCGUCUGUGGCUGAGGCAUGUAGGUGAAGCUUUAACUUCAAGCUUCCCCACUAUUUCUCCCUUACUGUUGAUCUUUAGGGAUCCGAGUUAUUCUUGUUCUCUGAUCUUCAACUAUUGA